Molecule: messenger RNA, 3111 nt
Organism: Scleropages formosus (Asian bonytongue)
Lineage: Eukaryota; Metazoa; Chordata; Actinopteri; Osteoglossiformes; Osteoglossidae
Product: protein NDRG3-like
Exons: 17
Coding region: 434-1570 (378 amino acids)
Source: RefSeq, a predicted model, not a curated record
UCAAACGUUUGUCGCAAUCUGUAUAUACUUUCGCUUCCGCUUGGUGUGUCCUUCUUUUCCGUUCGGUGUGGGUCGGGAUCUGCUGUAUUUAGUUCCAUUUAGUUCUUCAAGCGGCCAGCAUAUAAAGUUGAAGAUAACGGUAUACCGUCUAAACGGCCGUCUUAUUAGUACACGCUUGGAAGGUUUUUAUUCGCUCCUAAGAUAGGCCGAAGACCCAUUCUGUUGACCGCGGUCGUUCUGACCGUACUUCCGUUCCGAGUGUCUCCUCUUCCUGUCCGAUGGGGGGCCGGGAACGCAACGUGUUUGGUUCCGCCCAUCGAGUGACAUCAGCGCUCCGGCGGGGAAACGUGCGGUGGAAGCCGCUCCGGUCACAUCGUGUCUUCGGACGGCGCGUGGGCUCCUCUUCCACUUGGAGUGACAGGCUGCGCAGACGAUGGACGAGUUACAGGACGUGCAGUUGACAGAGAUCAAGCCUCUGCUGACGAACAAGAAUGCCCGGAACUUCCAGGACUUUGACUGUCAGGAGCAUGACAUCGAGACUCCUCACGGUGUGCUGCAUGUGACCAUGCGAGGGGUCCCUAGGGGUAACCGGCCGGUCAUCCUCACCUACCAUGACAUCGGGCUCAACCACAAGUCCUGCUUCAACACGCUGUUCAACUUUGAGGACAUGCAGGAGAUUACGCAGCACUUCGCUGUGGUCCAUGUAGAUGCCCCCGGACAGCAGGAAGCAGCGCCCCCGUUCCCCACCGGGUACCGGUACCCCACUAUGGAUGAGCUCGCCGAGAUGCUGCCUUCCGUGCUGACUCAUCUGAAGUUGAGCACAGUCAUUGGGAUUGGAGUCGGAGCCGGUGCCUACAUCCUGACCAAAUUUGCACUGGACCAGCCCAGCCUGGUGGAGGGACUGGUUCUGAUCAACAUAGACCCAUGUGCCGAGGGCUGGAUUGACUGGGCUGCCUCCAAGCUCUCUGGGUGGACGAGCAACCUGGUGGACAUAGUGAUGGCUCACCACUUCAGCACAGAUGAGCUGACUGAGAACAAGGAGCUGAUCCAGACCUACCGCCUGCACAUCGCGCAGGACAUCAACCAGGACAACCUCAGUCUCUUCUGCACUUCCUACAAUAGCCGUCAUGAUCUGGAGAUUGAGAGGCCCAUCCCUGGACUGAAUGAGAACACGGUGAAAACCCUGACGUGUCCCGCUCUGUUGGUUGUUGGAGAUACGUCCCCGGCAGUUGAGGCUGUGGUUGAGUGCAACUCCAGGUUAAACCCCAUGAAAACUACGCUGCUGAAGAUGGCUGACUGCGGGGGUCUGCCUCAGGUUGUCCAGCCUGGCAAGCUUGCUGAAGCCUUCAAGUACUUUGUCCAGGGGAUGGGCUACAUCCCCUAUGUUCAGCUCAGCCACCUGAACAACGACACAGUGGCGACGGCAGGAAUGACUCGUCUGUCACGCUCCCGCACCCAGUCCUCGUCCAGCGUGAGCUCUGCGGAGGGCAGCCGCGCCCAUAUCCACGGCCAGAUGGACGGCUCCCUGGACGGGCAGGCCCAGCCGCAGACCAUGGAGGUGUCCUGCUAAACGUGGCCAGCCAAGGGAACCUGCCCCGUCCUCGUCCCCAAGUUCGCUGUGUGUCCCCUUGACCCUUCCCCUGUCUCUCUCUUUGUCUGUCUAUGAGCUACACUCCACAGAGGUCUGUAAUGUAUUGUGUAAUAAGUAUAGAUUGAUAUCCUGAUAUGUACAUGUAUGAAAACACCUGACGCUAAACCUGAUGCGCUACCGUGCGUAACAAACAGUGACCUUGAUGUAUCGUUUCAAAAGAAAAAAGUCACAGGACUCAGAUCCCUUCACAGAUUCUUGGUGUCACACUAAUUGCUAGUUAUAAUCCUGAUUUCUGUUUCUCAUAAUUUUCAGUAUAUAAUUUUAAUAUAUUAAAUACCUUUUUUUUUUUUUUUUUUUUUUUUUUUUUUUUUAAACAGUGUGUUGAUGUUUAUGUUUGAAGUGGUUCUUUGGAAGGGAAGGAGAAUCCUGCUUUAGUCAAACUGGCAUGGAAGGGUUGCAGCAGUUUGACCUUUGACCCCACCGGGCAUUGGUUCUUCCUGCACCGCAGUCUGUCCCGUAGUCAUCCGACAGUUGGCGAAUCUGAAAGGGCAAUGGUUGUGCGGUUCCACAGGAUCACGGUUGUAUGUUUCCCCUUUGAGUCGGGAUCUCCAUUCCAGAUCAGGCUCCGUCCCCUUUUUCCUCUUCCCGCCCCAGAACAACUGUACCAGGUGCACAGCAGCACCUGUGUUCACCUUUUUUCUUUUUUUAACUCGCGGUCUCACAGUGUGACUCACAGCGAUGUGACCCCGUUGGCAACCAAACCCAAAGGUGCACCACACCUGGAGCGAUCGGCACCCUGAGGUCAUGGUCCCAUGGGCCAGUGUAGCAAAGGGGAGGAGGAGGGGUGGUAUGUUGCCUUGACCAGCUUGCGUGUGACAUGAACAUCAUGUUGACCAGUAGUUAGACGCUGUGUGUAGAGUACGCGUGUGGCAUGUACCAGCGAGAGCUCAUCCUGCGCUUGAAUCUUCACUCAAGAUGGGAAACUUUUUUUUUUUUUUUUUUUUUUUUUUAAAAAAAAAGAAAAAACUUGUCAUUCUACUGAUUUGUGGCUUUGGGCCCACGGUGAGGGUUCUGAUGGGGACCCGGAGGACAGAUGCCAUCUGUCCACCCAUUUACGCAGCAUGGUGGUGGACCGCAGUGUCACGUCCUGUUGGUCCAGCACAGUGUUGCCUCUGAGAGCACAUGGUCAUGUUAACAGCAGCACCCAAAACACAUCUGUAAGGUUUUAAUUGUUCAUCCUGGGAAUCAUUUUGAGUUCUAAACACGAGUGCACAUUUCUGUCUGAGUUUUCAGCAGCCCCCCCAUUGUUUCAAUGAACUGUCAAUUUUUUUACUGUAAUGUUGCUGCCAUCAUGUCUUCAGAGUGGAUUUUCACGAACGCUGGGCAGGUCGUAGCCUCCGUGAAGCUUGUGCCAACACAUCUGUCUGUUCCACACUCCGACACGGGGAUGUGAGCCUCCCACCUUCUGCUCCGUCUUGUUGGUUUGUACUGCCUGCUCAAUAAAACUAGAUGGGAAACUA